CCUCCGGAGCAGAAGGCGCCGCGGGAAGAAGACUGCCCCGAGCCCGGCCGGCGGUUUCCGCGGCAACCGGGCAGAGCUAGCCCAUUGUGACCGCUUGAGUCCGCUUGGCCCGGCCGAUUCAACCGCCGGGAGCUUCGGGCGAUGGAGAAGGCGCCGGAGGGACCCCCCCUGCCCGUCGUGACUUUCUUCCAGCCCCGCGACCACCAAGUACUGGUGCUGUACAGCCAGCAAACUUGCAGCGAAAAAGCUCUGAAGAGGUUUCUUCCCAAAAGCCACCUGGCGAAGGUGAUUAUCCAGGACAAUGUUAGCGUUCAGCGGAUCCAGGAGAUUAAGAAACAGCAAAUUGAAGGUCGGAAAAAGAAAGCCGAGAAUCUGUUGGAUCAGAUGAAAAGGAGGUUUCUCCAGAACCAGCAGAAAAAGACCUUCCGAUGGAAGAAAGAAUACAGCUAUUAUCAGAAAAUGUUGGAAGAGAUCGACCAGCGGAAUCAGAUGCGAGAGUUAGGCUCGACUUUGAUGAUGAAGGCAAGCCAGUCCAGUUCUGCAAAACCCGUGGACAAGCCAAGUCGACUCAGAUAACCGGAAUCACG
Ahaetulla prasina is the source of this 587-nucleotide messenger RNA. RefSeq names its product chromosome 15 C5orf52 homolog (gene C15H5orf52). The transcript is spliced from 3 exons. NCBI's taxonomy places the organism in Eukaryota, Metazoa, Chordata, Lepidosauria, Squamata, Colubridae. The record is from RefSeq and is a predicted model, not a curated record. The coding region runs from base 142 to 576 and encodes 144 amino acids.